Eimeria necatrix is the source of this 516-nucleotide messenger RNA. Its product is annotated as Cytochrome c oxidase subunit 2a , related. The transcript has 2 exons. The coding region runs from base 1 to 516 and encodes 171 amino acids. The record is from RefSeq and is a predicted model, not a curated record. Lineage: Eukaryota; Apicomplexa; Conoidasida; Eucoccidiorida; Eimeriidae.
AUGCAUUUUCCUUUAUUUCGGCCGCUGGCGCCGCUGGCCGUGCGGAUUUCGGGCCGCUUUCCACUUGGAGCCGCUGGCGCGCGGCUGGGCUUUUCCACAAACGCCCCCGCGCAGCACGCGGCGGGAUCUGCGCAGAAACACGAGCCCCAGCCGCCCGCAGAAGAGCUAAAAGGGCUUUAUAACAUGCCGCAAGACCAUUCGCACCACGGGGACCCGCGGAAGUUCAUAAACCCCGACGGCACCUACAGCUACCCCAUCACCUCCCAGCUCUUCCACUUCGAAGAUCCUUAUUCGCCAGUCCCCAAGCAGCAGAUCUUGUCCAUAAAUGGAAAGAAAAUGAUAAAAGGAGUCGAAGCGAGGUCGCUGGUUGAGCUCUUCAGCAUCCACCAGGCGACUGAAUAUUCCCUUUUUCCCAAGAAAGCGCAUGAGCGUCUACGGCAAUCACGACUUGCUGAUGAAGGCAGAGUUCCUGUUCUUCUGGACUCCAACUUUCAUCAUUUGGUCCUUAACAAGUGA